Messenger RNA from Chondrus crispus (carragheen), 590 nucleotides. RefSeq lists its product as hypothetical. The transcript has 5 exons. The record is from RefSeq and is a predicted model, not a curated record. The coding region runs from base 104 to 553 and encodes 149 amino acids. NCBI's taxonomy places the organism in Eukaryota, Rhodophyta, Florideophyceae, Gigartinales, Gigartinaceae.
CGCUCACAUCUCUAACUCCACGUUGCUUCAUAGCCACUCUUGCACGGCAAUCGAACUCAACGCGAGCACUUCAGCUUCCCUGUGAAGUCGUUUCAGGAGAAGCAUGGGUGAAGAAUACGAUCCGGACGGUUUUUCUCUAAGAAUCUCACCGGGAUUGUUCCAGGUCCUCUCUGGACGUGCAUCAGAACCUGGCCCAAUUGAGCCGCGCACACGUCGCGAAGCUGCAUUAAUUGAAGCUGUUCGAAGAGAGGGGAGAAGGGAGCGUGCCGCAAUGUUUCGCAAGGUGAAGGAGGCGCAAUUGAAGGACGCUCACGAACUCGAACAAGCCGAGCGGAUAGCGCUUGAGGAGAGCGGAAGGAAGCUUCAAGAAAAGCUAUCGGCCUUGAACUUCCAAGCGAAUUCAUCCUCCAAAACGGGUCAGCCGUGCGGCGAAUUACGGGAAGCGAUCACAGUUUGUUACAGGGUUAAUGGCAAGGAUAACCCCUUGGCCUGCCUUGCGGAUGUAGAAGCUUUCACAGAAUGUGCCAAGCAAUUAAGCAGGAUUAGUCAGUAAAGGAAUCUACGUGAUUGCGUUUAUAUGUACACGGUCC